Molecule: messenger RNA, 1979 nt
Organism: Eupeodes corollae
Lineage: Eukaryota; Metazoa; Arthropoda; Insecta; Diptera; Syrphidae
Gene: Fpps
Product: farnesyl pyrophosphate synthase
Exons: 6
Coding region: 294-1580 (428 amino acids)
Biological process (GO): trans, trans-farnesyl diphosphate biosynthetic process
Cellular component (GO): cytoplasm
Molecular function (GO): dimethylallyltranstransferase activity; (2E,6E)-farnesyl diphosphate synthase activity
Source: RefSeq, a predicted model, not a curated record
CUCAAUUUUUCAACAAAAAUCAUUUGUCUGUCGAAUCGUUCGGUUUGGUUUUUGUUGGUUGGACAAGUUGAAUUUGAAUUCUUAAGAUUGAAUUUCGAGUCAAGACUCAAAAAGAAAAUACCAAAAAGUGAAAAGACUUAUUAAACAAAGUGUGAGGUCAAAGUGAAAUGAGUUAAAAUUCUUGAUUUAAAAAAAAAUCAAAUUAAUACAAACAAAUCAUCAUAACACUUUUUCUUUGAAAUUCCUUAAAAAUUUAAAUACACAAAGAGACAAAAACUAUACAAAAAGAAAACAUGUUUUCAAUAAUCCGUAAAUUGCCAAUGGGCCAAGUAGUUCGUCCAUUAAUUGUCAAUAACUCUGUUGCUCCAACGGCAGGAGCAGCAGCAACCAAACUCAUCUCAACGACCGAGAAUCCCCAAAACUCGGAACAUAUGACGAAAAUUGAUAAAAUUGGGGGACUACCAAGUGAUUUGGUCAACAAGAAGAAAAUGAAGACAACUUUAAGAACUUUGUCAACUUUAAAUUAUUCAAUGCCAUUAGCAGCGCGUGCAACUGUAUCCAAGGAUGAAAGUCGAGAUUUUAUGGCUGUUUUUCCAGAUCUUGUCCGUGAGCUCACUGAAAAAGCAAACGAAUACAAUGCCAAACAAGCUUCAAAAUGGUUUGCCAAGGCACUACAAUACAAUGUGCCACGUGGAAAGAAAAAUCGUGGUCUUUUGACAGUUUUAACAUACAAGAAAUUAGUAAGCGAGGAUCAAUUGACACCGGAGAACAUAAAAAAUGCACAAUAUCUUGGAUGGUGUGUUGAAAUGCUUCAAAGCAUGUUCAUCAUUGCCGAUGACAUCAUGGACGGCAGCACCACAAGACGUGGCCAAGUUUGUUGGCAUAAACUUGAUGAUGUUGGCAUGACAGCCAUCAAUGAUUCCCUAAUGAUUGAGAAUGCUAUUUUUACGAUUUUAAAGAAUCAUUUCCGUCAAUCCGAAGCCUAUGCUGAUUUGCUUGAUCUCUUCCAUGAAGUGAUAUUCAUAACAACAUGUGGACAAUCCUUGGAUCUUCUAACAGCCAAUAAAGAUAUUUCUAGCUUCACAAUGGACAAAUACAAGUCGAUUGUGGCUAAUAAGACUGCUUAUUAUUCAUUCUAUUUGCCAUUUGCAUUGGCUAUGCAUUUAGCUGGUUUUAAAGAUGCUGAAGCAUUUAGACAGGCCAAGACAAUUCUUCUUGAAAUGGGACACUUCUAUCAAGUUCAAGAUGAUUUCCUCGAUUGCUUUGGUAAUCCCGAAGUAACUGGCAAACUAGGAACUGAUAUUCAAGACAAUAAAUGUUCUUGGUUAGCUGUGGUUUGCAUGCAGCGAGCAAACGACGAUCAAAAGAAAAUCAUGGCUGAAUGUUAUGGUAAAAAUGAUCCUGCUAAGAUUGCUCGAGUUAAGCAACUAUACAAGGAACUUGGUCUACCAAACACCUAUGCGACUUACGAAGAAGAAUCAUACAACAUGAUCAAAACACAUAUUCAACAAACAUCACGUGGAGUGCCACACGAGCUCUAUUUACAAGUUCUCAACAAGAUCUAUCAUAGGGAUUCAUAAACAUUUUCGAACUUAAAAAAGACUGAAAAUCUUCAUAAAUAAAUAAUUAUGAAUAAAAAUAAAUAAAAACAGCAGCAGAAGAGGCGGAAUUUAAGCUGUAUUACACCCCCACUAAUUUAAGUGCUCAUAAAUAAUCUUAGUCUUAUUCUAUUCCCAUUUUUUAUCCUAAAAGUUAGUAAUAGUCUUGCAUGGAUCAAACUUAUUACACAAAGAAAGGAAAGGGUUUAGAUUUAAAAAAAAAAUAUAAAAGUUAAAGAAAAGAAAAAUGAAACGAAAUUGAAUUGUGAUUGAAAUGAAAAAGGAAACAAAACAAAAAUUACCUUAACAUAAGUUGUAAUUUCUCCUUUUGAUAUUUUUUAUAGUUAAGAAAAAAUAAUAUAAUAGCAAACCUUUAUUACA